This is a messenger RNA of Anolis sagrei ordinatus, 801 nucleotides long. The record is from RefSeq and is a predicted model, not a curated record. NCBI's taxonomy places the organism in Eukaryota, Metazoa, Chordata, Lepidosauria, Squamata, Anolidae.
AUGGGACGCUGCUCCGGCGCCCUGAAGGAAAAGUGCGGAGGAAGAGAGAAGAGGAGAGCGCUGGGAGGAAUCCGCGCUUCCAAAGCUCCCGAGGAAAAGGAGGAGGCGGAGGAGGAGAAGCUCUCCUCCACCUGCAGCGCCAGGAGCAGCACUGCUCCUCGUCCUGGAUUUGUCUUCAGCCUGAUUACCCAGACUGAAGAUGUCAUGCUGGUUAUGCCAGUCACAGCAGGAGAGAUUUUGAUAGGAAGAGGAGGAGGGGAAGGCAGGAUGGCGCUGCAGCUGCUGGGUCGGCUGUCCUUCUUGCCCUCAGGCCUAGCCACCGGUGGGCAGUUGUGGGCUAUUUCCCCUCUGACUGCAGUGGCAGUGAGGGUUGCAUCCAAAAAGAGUGGAAGCAGCUCCAAAAACCUUGGUGGGAGAAUUCCUGGGAAACACUACAGCUUCAAAAGAAUGGAUGGACAGUUUGUUCAUGCGGGAAACAUACUAGCAACACAGCGAAUGAUUUGCUGGCACCCAGGGGCUCAUGUGGGGAUGGGCUGCAACAAGUGGCUGUAUGCACUUGAAGAUGGGAUUGUGCGAUACACCAAGGAAGUCUAUGUGCCACGUCCCAGUCAUGAGGAAAGCAAAGACAUCAUCUGCCAGUUGCCCAGAGGAGCAGUGCUUUAUAAAAUGUACAUCAAUGUAGUCCCCACGGUUGAGGUGGGGAGCUUUAAGUUGGUCAACAUGCUGUAAGACUGUCCAGAAGAUACCAGCCAAGAACUUGCUCAGAGGGAUCUGACCCCCAGCAACCAUCAGUUCUGUUCU